CUUUAGGGCAGGUCGCCAAUUGUCCCCGAAACCACGGACACCAUUGUCCUCAUCGACCUUGACACAACAAUAAGAAUGCCAGACAAGGUCGUGAAGACACCCUACCCCGUCAUCGAUGCAGACCCGCAUUUCUCUCGCGUAGUUCGCUACUUCCGCCCUGCAGAUUAUGCAACUUGGGCUGCUGGAACGGCCGCGUUUCCGGCACUGUUGUAUUUCUGGAACAUGGCCGACCCAAUCCCUCGUGUCCGCCAUCGGACUGCUCUCCGUCUGGGUGGUCUCCUUGGCUUUGCCGGGGGCUUCCUCAUGGCUUACCAGAAUUCAAGUCUGCGCUUCUGGGGUUGGACGGAAAACAAACGUGAGGAGGAAAUGGACCUCGCCGAGCUGAGGCAGCGCAUCGCCGAGGGAAAGCCAUUGUAUCCAGACUCGACUCAGCCUGGGUGGAUACAAGACGUGGCUUAUCGCAACUCCGUCUGGUCUCAGCUCAAGUUCCAGGCCUUCCCCAUGUUCAACUUUGUCAACCAUCAACACCACGGAACUGACCCCGCAAAAUACGGAGUCAAGGACAAAGAGACUUUGGAAUAAUUGCCAGAUCACGAUGUUACAAUCCAUCAUUAACUUGACUUGACGGCAUUUGCCUGCUUCAUCGAGGUACAUUGCAAGAGUAGAUACCGCCGACCAAUUAUUCGACGGCCAUCAACGCGACGAUUGAUGCCUUCGAAUCACCUACUCAAUAAUUCCGUAGCAAGAAUUUGCCCACAA
Molecule: messenger RNA, 759 nt
Organism: Pisolithus orientalis
Lineage: Eukaryota; Fungi; Basidiomycota; Agaricomycetes; Boletales; Pisolithaceae
Product: NADH-ubiquinone oxidoreductase complex I, 21 kDa subunit-domain-containing protein
Exons: 5
Coding region: 76-582 (168 amino acids)
Source: RefSeq, a predicted model, not a curated record